Protopolystoma xenopodis is the source of this 408-nucleotide messenger RNA. NCBI's taxonomy places the organism in Eukaryota, Metazoa, Platyhelminthes, Monogenea, Polystomatidea, Polystomatidae. The record is from the annotation of a GenBank genome assembly.
AUGGCCGCGCUGCCACAUGACCAUUUAGACAAGCUUUCAUGGGGUCAGCGAAUUCUCUUUCUGAUCCUUGGCCUAGAUCCACUAUUCGCACUGUUCUCCAAAUUGAUGUGUCGCAGCUACGACUCAUCGGAACGCCUUAACAGCAACGAAGACCUCAGGAGCAAUUUGGAAGCCUGGAGCAUCGAGGUACGUGUGUGCCUCUUUGUUGUGUUGCGCCUAUCAACUGCACACAAGCGCCUACUAGACGCAAUACCAUUUAGUCAUUGUGACGACUAUGCACGUGUCACGGCGACCUCGAACGAUGUGUCAUGUACCUCGUCUCAUGCCACAGAUUUCACGAUUCCUUCAAGCACACAUCCUUCAAGGGUGUGUCUGGCCGGAAUCCUCAGUGAGAUGCGCCAGCCUUAG